AUGCUCCCACCAAUUAGGUACAAGGUCAAGACUGAUAUAGAACCAAUCGAUGAAAGAAUAGAACACAAAUAUGUCGAACUUCUUUCCUAUCUGAAGAGCCCACUUUACCAUGAGAACAACGGAAAUCAUCGUGGAGAUUUAGCCACAAGAAUUCUCGUCCACAGAUCACAAGUACAAACUUCGUUAAACGGUCAGAAUGCUGAGAAUAAACGGAAGCAAAGACAUGACAAAAAAUGUCUGUUCGAUGGAAGGACAAAGCGGUCACAAUCGCGAGUUACAAAUUCAAUUUCGGAAACCGUUGCUGUGUCAGAUAAUCCAAUUAAGUGGAAAAAAGAUCGGAGCUUAAGAACAAGCCUGACGUUAUCUGAAAAACACCCCAACCUGUCCUCCAAGACUUCUCCCAAAUUACGGUCGAAAUCAACCGGAACUCGCAAUGUGGCUGCUCACGGGGAAACGCGUUAUGGAAAUCCAAAGAAAGAGAGACAUCUUUUAGCCAGUCAACUGGACAAGACGGAUUCAAAAUCCGAAUGUGAAAAAUACCCAAAUGCAAUGAGAUGGCCCGCAUUUCAAAGAUUCAACGAUGGGCGGAUUCUGUGCUGGUUGAAGGAAAAGGAUGAGAAAUUGAAAGAGGAGAACAGACGAAAGAAGCGUGAACAGAAAGCUGCAACAAUUCUAGCUGAGGAGAUCAAAUUGCAGCAACAAACUCGAGUGCAGAAGGCAAGCGCGGCGUACGAAGCGUGGUUGUCAACCAAAUCCUCCAAACCCAAGUCUAAUCCUGGAGAUGUGAGCCAACCAAAGAGUUCUUCAGACUGCACACUGAACGUCAAGAAUAGUAGCGAAAGCAGCUCACCAUUGCCAUUAGAUACGUCUAGCAUAUCAGACACACCACAGGACUCUGCUAGCGCCAAUUCCGUACCACUGAAACUUGAAUUUCCUAGGGAGCACUCACCCAAAAUUGAAAAAACUCUGCGCUCGUGUGAAGUAACAGAAACACUUGGAGAGCCCGUUCAUUCUAUCGGAGCGGCGUUAGUUGCUGAUGAACUCCUGCUUCCAGUUACAAGUGCAGAAACUAAGCAAGCUACACCUGUUGCAUGUGAGGAUCCGCUACCUCACAAAAUGACCACUUCCGAAUUCACAGUUCCCAACGUUACAUCUUUGCGGUUGACACAUAAACAAUGGAUGAAACAGAAGUUCAUUCAGGCACGUAACGCAGAACAAGCACGGUGGCAGGCAGAAGAACGUGUUUCCAGGGAGGAAGAGGGUUCAACAUUUUUAAAUUAUUGGAGGGAUGUACUGAGGAGGCAUCGUCAUCGACCAGAGCUGAAUAGCGGCACCGUUGACCGUAAGGCCCUAGGAGAAAUUCUUAAACAGUGGAACUGUUGUACGCUUGUGGUCGGAGCACAAUUACCGGAGAUCAAACAGAAACACCCCAAAAGUCAAACCCGUCGCCUUACCCUUCGAUUUCCAGCAACGCUACUGAUGCCUGAGUCAUGCACAGAAGAAGACAUACAAGAAGCAAACCACAAACUGAACAUUGAUCAUACUGUAGUUGUGGUUGGUAUGUGUCAGCAACCAAAUGGGCAAAAGAUUUUAGCCGACAGCACAGUAGGGAGAGCACAAGACUGGACGGGGACAAAAAUUAGAACACCCUAGCAAUCGACAUCAUCGUCAUUUUUAGCGCCGCAGCAGAACUACUCCGCUCGUCGAACAAAAUUCUUUUCUAGCACACACCUUGAUUUUAUCCAAGUAUUUAUAAUGAGUUUUGUUUACCCAGCAAUACGUAAUGAUCUGUUUUAUUUUUUCUUCUGUUGUUGCAGCUGUAAAAGUGAG
Opisthorchis viverrini is the source of this 1830-nucleotide messenger RNA. RefSeq lists its product as hypothetical. NCBI's taxonomy places the organism in Eukaryota, Metazoa, Platyhelminthes, Trematoda, Opisthorchiida, Opisthorchiidae. Bases 1 to 1653 code for a protein of 550 amino acids. The transcript has 8 exons. The record is from RefSeq and is a predicted model, not a curated record.